UUUGCCUUCAGUAAGGACAUCCGCUUCCGCAGCAGGGUUUAAACUGCACGCUGUGACGAGAAGAAUGGGGGUAUCUGGUAAAAUGGCUUCUUUUCGAUUACCCCCUCUCCCGACCAUUGGGGAAGUUAUCAAGCUGUACAAUCUCCGAGCACAGAAACAGCUCUCGCAGAAUUUCCUCCUGGAUUUAAGACUAACAGACAAGAUUGUCCGGCAAGCCGGGAAUGUGCGGAAUGGCUAUGUGUGUGAAGUGGGCCCGGGCCCUGGAGGGCUGACACGCUCCAUCCUCAAUGCUGGGGCUGCACAGCUCCUGCUGGUGGAGAAAGACACUCGCUUUCUUCCAGGGUUACAGCUGUUAGCUGAGGCUGCACCAGAGAAAGUAAAAAUUAUCCACGGUGACAUACUGACCUAUAAGAUGGAACGGGCUUUUCCACAGCAGCUUGCCAAGAAAUGGGACGAUGGGCCUCCCGAUGUGCACAUCAUUGGAAACCUGCCAUUCAGUGUGUCCACUCCCCUGAUCAUUAAAUGGCUGGAGAAUGUUGCUAAUCAGGACGGACCCUUUGUUUACGGCCGGACCCAGCUGACCCUGACGUUCCAGAAGGAAGUGGCAGAGAGGCUCACGGCAAGUACUGGCAGCAGACAGAGGAGUAGGCUGUCCAUCAUGGCACAGUACCUGUGCAACGUGAGGAGCUGCUUCACCAUUCCUGGACGGGCUUUUGUCCCCAAACCAGAGGUGGAUGUCGGGGUUGUGCACUUCACCCCACUUAUACAGCCGCAGAUCAACCAGCCGUUUAAGAUGGUGGAAAAAGUCGUGAGAAAUGUCUUCCAGUUUAGAAGAAAAUACUGUCGGAGAGGGAUUGAAAUGUUAUUUCCAGAAGCCCGGCGCUCAGAGCUUUCAGAACAGAUGUUAUUCACAGCUGACGUGGACCCAACCCUCCGUCCAACGGAACUGUCCAUUUCCCAUUUCAGAAACCUUGCUGAUGCUUACAGCAAACUGUGUGAGGAAGAUGCAGGUCUCUUCAGCUAUGAGUUCAGAGAUGAGCUGAGGCAGAAAAAGCAACAGAGGCGCGCUGGCUGCACGACAGAAGAGGAAGCAGAAAGAUAGACGUUAAAACAGGAAGAUAAUGGGUUCUGUAAAGCAUUUGCCACUUACUAACUUUGACAUUUCAUUGUGCUGCUGGCACAUAAAUAUU
Molecule: messenger RNA, 1190 nt
Organism: Polyodon spathula (Mississippi paddlefish)
Lineage: Eukaryota; Metazoa; Chordata; Actinopteri; Acipenseriformes; Polyodontidae
Gene: tfb1m
Product: transcription factor B1, mitochondrial
Exons: 9
Coding region: 65-1102 (345 amino acids)
Biological process (GO): rRNA methylation; transcription initiation at mitochondrial promoter
Cellular component (GO): mitochondrial matrix
Molecular function (GO): rRNA (adenine-N6,N6-)-dimethyltransferase activity; mitochondrial transcription factor activity
Source: RefSeq, a predicted model, not a curated record